Pseudophryne corroboree (corroboree frog) is the source of this 2848-nucleotide messenger RNA. Its product is annotated as oocyte zinc finger protein XlCOF6-like. The coding region runs from base 35 to 2431 and encodes 798 amino acids. Lineage: Eukaryota; Metazoa; Chordata; Amphibia; Anura; Myobatrachidae. Gene Ontology annotation, cellular component: nucleus. The transcript is spliced from 5 exons. The record is from RefSeq and is a predicted model, not a curated record. Gene Ontology annotation, biological process: regulation of transcription by RNA polymerase II. Gene Ontology annotation, molecular function: RNA polymerase II transcription regulatory region sequence-specific DNA binding; DNA-binding transcription factor activity, RNA polymerase II-specific.
GUCACCCUACACAUAGUACAUAUAGGGUGUAAGGAUGUAUGAUCCCCGUAACAGAGAUACCCCAGAGAGAUGUCCCCGUCCUCUGUAUUCCCAGGAUUGUACAGAGGAGAAUCACAGGAUCCCACAGGAGGAUCAGGGUGAGGACAUGACAGAUAUGAAGGUAGAAGAUAUAAAAGAAGAAGAGACGUAUGUGAGAGGUGAUCAGCGGUGUAAGGAGGAGGAAAUCCCUAUAGAUAUCAGCACAGGUGGGCCCAGUAACAGAGAUACCCCAGAGAGAUGUCCCCGUCCUCUGUAUUCCCAGGAUUGUACAGAGGAGAGUCACAGGAUCCCACAGGAGCAUCAGGCAGAAGAAGCAAAGUGGGGAGAAAUGUAUGCAACUAAUGUAAAGGGAGAUGAAGAGACGUAUGUGACUGAUAUAAAGGCAGAAGAUAUAGAGGGAGAAGAAGAGACAUAUGUGACUGAUAUGAAGGCAGAAGAUAUAGAGGGAGAAGAGACGUAUGUGAGAGAUAUGAAGGCAGAAGAUAUAGUUGGAGAAGAAGAGACGUAUGUGACUGAUAUGAAGGCAGAAGAUAUAGAGGGAGAACAAGAGACGUAUGUGACUGAUAUGAAGGUAGAAGAUAUAGAGGGAGAAGAGACGUAUGUGACUGAUAUGAAGGCAGAAGAUAUAGAGGGAGAAGAAGAGAUGUAUGUGACUGAUAUAAAGGCAGAAGAUAUAAAAGGAGAAGAAGAGACGUAUGUGACUGAUAUGAAGGCAGAAGAUAUAGAGGGAGAAGAAGAGAUGUAUGUGACUGAUAUGAAGGUAGAAGAUAUAGAGGGAGAAGAGACGUAUGUGACUGAUAUGAAGGCAGAAGAUAUAGAGGGAGAAGAAGAGAUGUAUGUGACUGAUAUGAAGGCAGAAGAUAUAGAGGGAGAAGAAGAGACGUAUGUGACUGAUAUGAAGGCAGAAGAUAUAGAGGGAGAAGAAGAGACGUUUGUGAGGGGAGAUCAGCUGUGUAAGGAAGAGGAAAUACCUACAGAUAUCAGCACAGAUAGACGCUCGAACAAGAAUACCUCUGUGGGAAAUCUGAUUUUGUCUUCAUCUUUUAAAUUAGAAGAAAAAGUCACACACAAUUUUCCAGAAGAAAACCCCAUUUCCAUAAAUAAAGAUCCAGCACCUCCCAGUGCAGAUAUAUCAUCUGAUCCCUCUGAGCAUAAGGAAUGUCCUGAUAACUCAGCACCACACAGUACAGCUUGUAGAAGUGAUAAAUCCUUUCCCUGUUCUGUUUGUGGGAAAUGUUUUACAAAGAAAUCCCAUCUUGUUAGACAUCAGAGAAGUCACACAGGUGAGAAACCAUUUCCAUGCUCUGAGUGUGAAAAAUGGUUUGCAGAUAAAGCAGGUCUUGCCCGUCAUCAAACAGUUCACACAGGUGUGAAACCAUUUCCAUGCUCUGAGUGUGAAAAAUGGUUUGCAGAGAAAUCAGCUCUUGUCCGUCAUAAAACAGUUCACACAGGUGUGAAACCAUUCCUAUGCCCUGACUGUGGGAAAUGUUUUACACGCAAAUAUCUUCUAACUGGACAUCGGAGUAGUCACACAGGUGUGAAAUUAUUUACAUGUUAUGAGUGUGGGAAAUGUUUUUCUUUGAAAUCAGGUCUUGUUGAACAUAAGAAAAGUCACACAGGUGAGAAACCGUUUCUAUGUACUGAGUGUGGGAAAUCUUAUAGACGUAACUAUCGUCUUGUUGAACAUCAGAGAACUCACACAGGUGAGAAACCAUUUCAAUGUACGGAGUGUGGAAAAUGUUUUACACGCAAGGAACUUCUUUUUGAACAUCAGAGGAUUCACACAGGUGAGAAAUCAUUGCCAUGUUCUGAGUGUGGUAAACUGUUUUCAGAGAAAUCAGUUCUUAUCCGUCAUCAUAGAAUUCACACAGGUGUGAAACCAUUUCCAUGCUCUGAGUGUGAUAAAUGGUUUAUAGAUAAAGCAGGUCUUGUCCGUCAUCAAACAAUUCACACAGGUGUGAAACCAUUUCCAUGCUCUGAGUGUGAAAAAUGGUUUACAGAGAAAUCAGGUCUUGUCUGUCAUCAGAGAAUUCACACAGGUGUGAAACCAUUCCCAUGUCCUGAGUGUGGGAAAUGCUUUGCACUAAAAUCAGAUGUUGCUAAACAUCAGAGACAUCACACAGGUGAGAAACCAUUUUCCUGCCCAGAGUGUGGGAAAUGUUUUGCAAGAACAUCAUCUCUUAUUACACAUCAGAGAAGUCACACAGGAGAGAAGCCAUAUAAGUGUGCUGAGUGUGGGAAGGGUUUUACCAGAAAAACUCAUCUUACUACACAUAAUCAGAGAACUCACAAAGAUGAGAAACCAUGUAAAUGCUCCGAGUGUGGGAAAUGUUUUACUCAGAUAGCAGAUCUUGUUACACAUCAGAAGACCCAUACAGGUGCAAAACCAUAAGUGUUUUCAGAGUGAGAAUUUUGUUCUUUUUUUUGUUUUGUUUUUUAGAAAUCUGGUGUUAGAGAUCAGGGAACUCACACGGGUGAGAAACCAUUUCCAUGUUAUGAGUGUGGGAAAUGUUUUACACUUAUAAAUCAAAUUUUGUUUUUAUAUCGACAUGGAACUGCAAGCAGGUUGGACACAUGAUGUUUCACUGCAACAAAUCGAGAACCGCUGGCUAAGUAAUACUGACACACAACCAAUGCUGUAAUGUAUAUAAUCAUCAUGUUUCCAUGCUGAGAAAGCAGCCAGGUGGCCUAUGAAACGCGUAUGGCUUUGGAAACUGAAAUUGACAUAAGUCUGUGACAUGUUCCCUGCUCAUGAUAUCUCCAUUUUGGAAUAAAACAUUUUUAGAAUAUAAAAACUUAUUUUGUUGGA